Molecule: messenger RNA, 2536 nt
Organism: Struthio camelus australis
Lineage: Eukaryota; Metazoa; Chordata; Aves; Struthioniformes; Struthionidae
Source: RefSeq, a predicted model, not a curated record
AUGUAUGAGUGUAUGUUACAACAUGCGCUGCCUGUGUUGAUGUUUGGUAUUCCACAGGCCAGAACUAUGCAUUUGCAACUUUGCACUUGCCAUCCCUCAAGGCUUUCACGAGUAGACUGCGUACAGAUUUAUAAACGAUCCAGGAAGUUAUGCAUUGCAAAAGCAUACCAGCAAAAGAAAUCCUACAGCUCAGAAGAUAAGAUAACUGUUCACUUCAUAAAUCGUGAUGGUGACAAACUAACAGCCAAAGGAAAAGUUGGAGAUUCAUUGCUGGAUGUCGUUGUUGAUAAUAAUCUAGACAUAGAUGGUUUUGGUGCCUGUGAAGGAACAUUAGCCUGUUCAACUUGUCACUUAAUCUUUGAAGACCACAUAUUUAAGAAACUGGAUGCAAUUACUGAUGAAGAGAUGGAUAUGCUGGACCUAGCGUAUGGCCUCACAGAAACAUCACGUUUGGGCUGCCAGAUCUGCUUGAAGAAAUCUAUGAACGAUAUGACUGUUCGAGUACCUGAAGCUGUUGCUGAUGCUAGACAAUCAAUAGACAUGAGUAAAAACUCCUAGAAGAAAAUCUCUUAGGGGUUUUAAAAAAGCUUAAUUAUUUUUAUAACUUAUUUUUAAAUGUGUAAUUAAAUACAGAAACUUACAUAAUUGUGAGUUGUUUUAUAUGACUAUCAAUAUUAGAUUAAUGCUAUUUUGACUUUAUAGAACCUCCUAUAUUUUUAUGCUUAAAAUGCAAUAAUACUUCUUCUAAGUGAUCAUUGGACUAUAACUGUUAGCAAGAUAAGUGUAUUACAGAUUUCUUACAAUGUUAAUUCUGCCAAAACCUUUAAUGGCAUUUGAAAACUCGAUCACUUCUACGAGACUUCCUAUAAAAAUGGGCAUUUCUAGGUUUCAGAGCUCUAUGUGUUAGAGAGCAAAACUUGGCAGACUAUACGGGGUCUUCAGACUGUUCCGUUAAAGAUAGUAUGCUCAGAGUGCAGAAUACUGGCAGCUUAGUUGCUGCAGUACCUCUCUGUUGCUCACCUCAGCAGUCGACAAACAUCAGUCUAACUGCAUUUAUCUUUGACUACACCACAAACAUGGAUAUCCACAUGGUUCAGAAGAAUAAAGGCUCAGAGCUAUCUAUUGGUAGCCGAUAACCACAGGAGGUAUAUGUAAUUUCUUGCUGUUCUCUAAGCUUGGAUCACUGAGUGGGGAUUGAACAGGGCACUGUGCUGUCAACAUAAGAUUUGUUCUGAAAUCUUCAUCCCUUACUUUUUUAGUUGCAAGCUUGUUCAGGAGACAGUCCUGAGACUAAGCUAAGGUGUUCGGCUUGAAGAGGCUCCUGGAUUCUGGGCCUUUCUCCAAGGACGAUUUCAAUAACUGAUUAUGAAAUGGCCAACUAUAUUUAUUCCAUAAAGAUGGAUUAGGUUUCCCAGCAGGGAUAAGGAGACCCCCAUGGUGGGAUAUCCUUGUAGGCUGACGACUGAGAGCAUUCAGUUGGACCUUGUUUUUGUCCUUCUAAAGUAAGCCAAAAUUAAAUAAUAUCUCCAAGGCUCAGUAUUAGUCUCUCCAGUUUUUGUUGCCUAAAUAAUGAAAUGAAAUGGCUAUCAGUAAUGUAUUACAUAAUGUAAUAUUUUUGAAUAUUGGGAUGAUUUUGAGCUUCGUAAAGAAGAAGAAUAUUUUGGUGUAAAAAUAAAUGUUUUCUAGAACUGUACUGAAAAUAGUAAAUCUAGUUCCGAUUCCUUGAUUUCCUUCUCACAGAAGCCAUUUCUUUGUUUUGUGGUGUUCCCUUCAGACUUUUCCCUUUAAAACAAGAUACAGUUAAUGUGAUCUGGUCAAAGAACUUAAUGAUUAGGGUUCUCCAAAUUCUCUUGAUAACUGGUCUUUGGAGGAAAAAAGAAAAAAAAAGACAUUAGGGUUGAAAUUUCCCUGUUCCUUGAAAGGUAGAGAGCAGGGUCAGGAAGAAGGGUAGAAAUAAAUCAAAUAAAUAUUUCCAAGAUUCUGCUGUCUUCCUUUUUAACUACCAUGACUCUAAGUAUAAUUUAGAGGUUACCUCCCACAAUCACAAACUACAGUAGAUAGGUUCUCACUUUGUAUUGCCUUUGUCCUGAGUUCAUUUAUCUGCAGCAGUUUUCAUUAAAUCUUGAACUUUUAAUUUUUAAAUGAAACAUAGCUUCUUAAAUUCCAAGAGAGAGCUCAGGUAGGUCAUAACCAGGGCUAUAGUGUACUAUGCAUUCCUACAUGGGAAAGAAAAAAAAUCUGAAGAUAGAAAAGAAAUCAAUAUAGCUGUGAGGUUUGGGGGUGUGGGUUUUGUUUUGUUUUUUCAUCUUACAGUACCAAGCACUUCUCCUUGUGGGAAUCUCAAAGCGCUUAACGCUGUAUUUGAAACACUGUGUGCCAAACCUUCUAGAGGUGUAUGCUAUAUUGCAUGUGAAUGGAAGUCUAAGAAGGUGAAGGAACAGAUAUGUACUCCCCAAAACGCACAGCUCAGAGGUAUACUUGUUUCUUUAUUGUCAAAAUGAUUUGCAAAUAAAUCUUAUUUUAUAUCAAUUUGAAA